AGACGGGGCGGCGCGGCCGCCCUUCCCCGCGCAGCCGCCUCUCUGCUGGCGGGCGCCAUGGAGGACGUCGGCUCGGGCGUGAACGCGGACGCGGAGGUGCGGAAGCUGCAGGAGCUGGUGAAGAAGCUGGAGAAGCAGAACGAGCAGCUCCGCAGCCGCCACGGCGCCCUGCCCGCCGCCCCCGCCAGCCCCAAGCGCCUCCUGGGCGGCGGGCCCUCCCCGUCGCCCCCCGCCGCCUCCCCGCCCGACGGCCGCUGCCUCAGCCCCAGGGCCGCCGCCCGGCGGCCGCCCCCCGAGGAGCCCGGCGGCGGCGCGGUCGGCGAGGAGGGCAACGGCCUCCUGGACGACGCGGCGCCGCUCAGGCCGGAGGAGCUGGAGCGGUUGGCCGGCUGCGAGGAGGACGAGACCGGCUGGUUAUAUACGUCCCCAAAGAAGAAACCAACUCCAGUGCAAAAAUGUGUCAGUCCAUUAGUUUGGUGCAGGCAGGUACUGGAUUACCCAAGUCCUGAUGUUGAAUGUGCUAAAAAGUCACUGAUCCACAGGCUGGAACAGACAAUGUCAGCUCUCAAGAGACAGAGUUUGUACAGCAGCCCUUUCAAUGCGGUCAGUUACACAAGCUCCUAUAGUCCAAAUACUAGUAGCCCCUACAGCAGUGGUUUCAACUCUCCCUCCUCAACACCAGUGAAAUCUGCUUUAGUGAAACAGCUCAUACCUCCUGGUACCUCAGGUCAUCUUAAAAGUUCAGCAGAUAGAAAUCCUCCGCUAAGUCCACAGUCCUCUCUGGACAGUGAAUUAAGUGCGUCAGAGAUGGAUGAAGACUCUAUUGGGUCUAAUUACAAGCUAAAUGAUGUUACAGAUGUGCAAAUUCUAGCACGAAUGCAGGAAGAAAGCCUCCGGCAAGAGUAUGCAGCAACUGCUUCUCGGCGUAGUUCUGGUUCUUCUUGCAAUUCUACAAGGCGAGGCACGUUCAGCGAUCAGGAGCUCGAUGCGCAGAGUUUAGAAGAUGAAGAAGAUGGCACACAUCACACAGUGCACCCUGCUGUUAAUAGGUUCUCACCAUCACCUCGCAGUUCUCCCUGGCCUUCACCAAAACAAUCUCCAAGGAAUUCACCUCGCUCCCGAUCACCUGCUCGAAGCAUAGAAUACAGUAGAGUGUCGCCCCAACCUAUGAUUAGCCGUUUACAGCAACCUCGUCUUUCGCUUCAAGGCCAUCCUACAGAUUUGCAGACUAGUAAUGUCAAAAAUGAAGAAAAACUAAGGCGUAGUCUUCCAAACCUGUCCAGGACAUCUAACAUCCAAGCUGAGUCUGUGAAAAACAGCAGAAGUGACUCAAACUUCCAAGUGCCAAAUGGAGGAAUACCUCGCAUUCAACCUCAAGCCUCAGCCACUCUGCAAAGGCAGAAAAAUUUGCCUCGUGCUGUCUUCAAAACCAAACAGUUUCUUCAAACUCCAUCUACAAAAGGAGUACCUUCUUCAAGUAAAUUCCGCUCACCUGCAGCACCGUCUCCCCUAGCUCUCCGACAACCAGUGAAAGCAUUCAGUAACCAUGGACCUGGUUCAGUUGCUUCUCCAGAAGCCACACAGCUGACACACAGUAGUUCUUCACCAGGGCCUCUUGCAGCCCAGAGUUCAGGCUUGCCAAGCCCUGCCAGCAGUAUUAACAGUACUACUCUUACCAGACCGGCAGGGACAGCAGGGAUGAGGAGUGGUUUGCCCAGACCCAGCGCCCCUUCUGCAGGGGGCAUCCCAGUGCCUCGUAGCAAACUUGCACAGCCUGUUCGCAGAUCAUUACCCACUCCCAAAACCUAUGGCAACGUGAAAGACGAGAGUUGGAAAGAUGGCUGCUACUGAACUGCAAAGCUUAAUGCAAAGUUCCAGUGCUCAUGGAUGCUUCCUCACCAGGCUAAAAGACAGCUUGAUUAUACAAACUGUUCAGAUGUGACUUUUGGGAUUUGUAAAAAUUCCAGACCUCUCUGUCUCUAAUUAGCACAAACUGGCAGAGAUUAUAAAGCAGCACUUUAAUGACAUCUAACAUCAGAUGUUUGGUGGUCAUACAAUCACUUCUACAUUAAAUUGCUAUCAGUUCUGGGGGUUUUUUCUUGCUUGCUAAAAAUGUAUCAAUAUGAGCAUUUAUGACGGUGGCCAAUGUCUGGGCAAAAACCUAACGAAUGCCAAAGAAAUGCCCAUCUUGAAAAACAGCAAGUAUAACAGUCAGCUUACAUUGUCCAAAACUUCAUUUUCAGCCUGUUUUAAUUCAGCAGAAAGAUUGGUGAAUAUGUACUAUUGAAACAAGACUACGUUAAUCAGAGCUAAUAUUCUGAUUGCAGACUGCUACAGUGCUAGUGAAACAUUGCUAUUAACAAUUGUAUGCGAUUCUCAUUGGGGAAAGUGGUACGUACCUCCUUCAGAAAGAAUCAUAAGUUACUCUGGAGGGUUAGGCAGAACAGUAAGUAGUAGCCAUGGCUUUUAUUAACAUUAAAGGUUUGAAUGUAGCAGACACACACAAAUGCAAUAGUAUAGAUUGCAUCUUUCCUAUGUUGAUUUAUCAGCUUUACAUGCUCUUACAUGUUUGAUUGCCAAAAGGGCUUAGUCUCAGUUGUACAAUCUUUCUAACCUUAAAGUUCCUGGCUCAGGAAAGAUGGCCUUCGCUAUUGUAGCCACAUUUUUAACACAUGGCUCGCUAUUUGGGGAAAACUUUUUUUAUAGCAGGUUUCCUUACAAAGGAAAGAGCAAGUCGUAAUGUUAAUUGUUCUAAUACCAUACCACUAUGCUUGCGGCCUGGAGCAACUGUAAAUGCUGAUAGUUGAGGAGAGAAGGAAACACAACUAUGCACUUGUAACAUACAAAUUUUAAGGUAAUGAGUUGACUCUUGAUGCCAAAUGAUAUUCAUUUAGGUGAUGUUCCAUGGUAUGAGGGAGUUUUCUGUAUCCUAUUUUUUUACUUUCAUCCAUUUCUUAAAUUGGUUUAUUUUAAAUUGUAAAUAUUUUUACAGAAGAUAUUGCCCAUGUAAGUGUGUUUAAAUAUGUACUUUGCCUUACAUACGUGUAUCUUACAUUACUGGUAACAAACCUGCUAUGUCUGUUUACAAGCUAUUAAAUUCCUCUGGUGGCUCUGACUUAUUCUAACACAUUUUGCUCAGAACAACUCAUUCAUAUAUUUAGCAUUUGAACCAUUGUUUUCUGUUCUGGAAGACAUCAUGCAAACAUUUGUAACUAAAGUUGUAUUGGGUGGGACUAGUUAAAUGGAAGGGAUUUUGUUUGAAGCUUUUUCAGUAUUUUGGAUGUACAGUUGAUGAAGUAAGAGAAUGUGAAUGGUAUAUCCUUUGUGCAAUGAGUGACAAACACUACAAGUUGGACUGGACAGUAGGUAGCCUUCAACCCCAUUAGUAUCUGAGUUUGGAACUGCUGGUGUAUUUUGACUCCCACCACUAAGAGGAUAACUAACCCUGAGAUUCUAGCACUUGAAUUUUAGGCCAGCAUUAACAUAUUCCUGGAUGAAAAGCCAUGCAAUACUACUUGACUUGGAAGAAGCCAAAUAGGAAGGAGUGGAGACUAACUUGCAGCUCUGAUUACUCCAGCAAACUUUGGGUUGAUGAAUGACUUCACACGCCAGACCAAGAUCUGUGCUGAGACUUUGAAGUCAGGGUAUCAAAUAUACUGUAAUUCAGUAAGAUUUCAGCAGGGGUAAAGAAACUGCCUUGCACCAGUAGACCAGUACAUACCGCUAAUCUAGCCUUGUGUCAUUUGCUGGCACAGAUAAUGGAUGUCAGUAUCUCAUGUCACUAUUAAGCAGAAGAGAGGACUAGACCAAAUGUGCAUAUUCUCACUAAAGCCCGAAUUUUAACAUUUCAGCAUUUUACAAAGCAAUGCUGCAGUCUUCAUUGAAAAAAGGUGGUUUUAAUUGGUGGAUUUUAUCAAACACUUGAUUGACUUUUCGAUUUUGAAAGUCAGUUUAGAUGACGAUAUUGGGGGUUUUACCAUGGCUGCAUCAAACUGUUCUGUACGUUUCCUUAAGUUAAGUAAUUCAUCACUUGGGUAAGUUCAGCUUAAGUUUUAUAAGGAUUCUUUUCUCUGCUGUUCUCCCCUGAAAUACAGCGAAUGAGUUCCUGAAAAGGCAGACUGUGUUUACUAGAAAGCCUUUGUGCAUUACCAGUUUAUUGAUACCAGGAAAUCACGGGGCUCUGUGUUUAGAGAUUUACUGCAGAAGUGUGGAAAUAUGGAUUUGAUAAACUAGUGCCUAUGAUUUACUUAACUUAUGUUUGAUAUAGUAGUAAGGGUUUUAUGAAUGUGGAUUAAUUUUUGUGCCAACAGCUCAGAAUUGUUGUAUGUGUGUAGGCAGAAGGACUUGUUCUGCUUCCAAAGUUAUUUAAUUUUUUUGUGUUUGAAUGUUUUUGUAAGUGUUAAAAGUGUAAAAAAAAAAUAUAAAAUAUUCUUACCACAAAAUACUUCCUGGAUUAUUAUUUUUAUAACAAAUUGUUUUUAAAAGCUUUUAGAAAUUUAGAGGGGGUGUUUUAGAGCUUUUUUGGUUGGGUGGGUGGUUUUUCAAGAACCAUAUUCGCUUUGCCAGAAGGUACCAACAUCAGCUUCUGCCCCUGUAAUUCAUGAACUGAGUACAACGCCGUAUUUGGGUGAAAUCCGUGAUUUCGUUGACAGACUGAGGUAGACCUGUGUUGUGCCUCUGCUCUGGAAGGACAAUGCAUAAUUCAGAGUUCUGUGAAAAACUGUAUUCUGAAUUUCAUCCGGAGUGAUUUGUUUGUGCAAUUCUAAGUACACAAGCUGCCUUUCUAUUUUUACAGGAUUCGUGCUCACUUCAAACCACCACAUGAAAAAAAUUUUUCACUUUGGAAAUUCUGGAAUUUAUGCAAAAAAUUGAGCAAUGUAAAAGUGUACCUAGUAAGCCUUCUUUGAAUUGUUAAGUACACAUUUUAUGUAGCUCAUAUAUGAAUGCCUCUAUCUUUUGGCUCACAUACAAGCAAGAAGUUUGUUUUGAACUUGGUAACUUUCUGUAAUCUGCAUUUUGCUACAAAGCGACGUAUCUAAUAGUAAUGUGAAUGCCAUCUUUUUCCU
Gymnogyps californianus (California condor) is the source of this 5066-nucleotide messenger RNA. RefSeq names its product SLAIN motif family member 2 (gene SLAIN2). Lineage: Eukaryota; Metazoa; Chordata; Aves; Accipitriformes; Cathartidae. Gene Ontology annotation, biological process: microtubule nucleation; positive regulation of microtubule polymerization; cytoplasmic microtubule organization. Bases 58 to 1851 code for a protein of 597 amino acids. Gene Ontology annotation, cellular component: microtubule plus-end. The record is from RefSeq and is a predicted model, not a curated record. The transcript has 9 exons.